AGGCCCAAGUUAUUGAGUUCAGCAUCCCUGAACAGAACUCGUUCGAAAGGGUUAUUGCGUGAACAAUGAUGACCGAGACCGAGAGAUUGAAGGAGCUGAAAAUUUCAUAGAAUCCUAACUCUGUCCCUGAUGGAGAAUUCAUGGAGAAGUUGGAGGAGAUGGAAGAUAAGAUCAAUCUGAUCCAUAUGAUGGCUUUCCAAGUCGAUGACUACAAGGAGAGACUAAAGUCGGCGUAUCAGGAGCGGAGCAAGAUUAUCGAUUCUAUCCCCGGUUUCUGGUUUACUGUUGUUCUUCUCAAGCAUCCUGCCUACCGUCAACUUUUCAACCAGGAAGAUCAUAAGAUAUUUCAGUAUUUUACUUCUCUUGAGGUUGAAGAUGAUAUGGAUGUCAACUCAAGCUACUCAAUCACCUUUAAUUUCAAACCCAAUCCAUAUUUUGAGAAUACAAAGCUUCAAAAGACUUUAACCUUCCUUCAAGAAGGAACUACAAAAAUUACUGCCACACCAAUUAAAUGGAAGCAGAACAACCAAGUUCCUGCUGAUUUCGGUUUCUUUUCUUGGUUUACUAUGACUGAGCAGAAAGAUGAUGUGCAUCACAUUCAUGAUGAGAUUGCGUGCUUAUUCAAAGAUGAUGUUUGGAAGUAUGCACUUUUCUAUUUCAAAAUGGAGUCUUACGAUAGUGAUGAGGAAUGGGUUGACUCAUGACUGAGGAUGAUAUGGUGGAGGAUGCCUAGGGAGAAGUGCAUUGUGAUGAUCUUACCUGGUUUACUUUUCUGGAUUAUAGGACUAUGUAAGUGGUCUUUAGGGAUUUUAGCCAUGAAAUAUCACACUUUCUGGUUAUUAGCUUAUGUCAAUAGGUGGAGCUAAGAACCAAUUUCUGGUUUUAUCUGUGAAGCUCUUUCAGAUACUGAUACAUCGGUUUUAUUUAGUGGUCCUUUGUCGUGGAACUACGUAGUAAAAUUGCAUGUUUAUGGUUUAUACUUUAUAUAGCUGUUUGGUGUUGGUUA
Molecule: messenger RNA, 1006 nt
Organism: Lotus japonicus
Lineage: Eukaryota; Viridiplantae; Streptophyta; Magnoliopsida; Fabales; Fabaceae
Product: NAP1-related protein 1-like
Exons: 6
Coding region: 141-704 (187 amino acids)
Biological process (GO): nucleosome assembly
Cellular component (GO): nucleus; chromatin
Molecular function (GO): histone binding; chromatin binding
Source: RefSeq, a predicted model, not a curated record